GAGGUUCAGAGGUUGAGCAUCAGGGCUGUGCCGGACCGUCACCGGCGAGCACCGCUGCCGAGCCUCGCAACAGUUUCCGUCACGGACGUCAACUCCGGUAGCCUCCCGUCCGCUCCGCCUCAUGCCGAACCACGCCGGAGCAGAACGGAAAACCCUCCGCCGCCGCCCAUGGAGCUUGCCGUCCGUGCCACCCAGAAGGCCCUCGUCAUCGGGAUUGGACUCCUCAUGCCCGUAACUGUCCAUUCCACCAGGAUUCGUCCUUCUCCAUCAUUGGGUGCCGUCGACGUCAUCUGCAGGUCCAGCGCAAUGGCCUUUGUCUUCCCUGCACCGUUGACCCACGCUACCCUCGAUGUCUCCUCGUUUGCUUAUCUUCCAGUGCCUGGACAUGCUACAUCGCGACCGCAACCCCAACCCCGCGUCGUCCCCAAGCCACCCCAUGGAUCCAGCCGUGCAAUCCUGUGCAUCGCCGUCAGUUCUGCCAAGUCUGAACCUGACAGAUGCUUCGUAGCUCGACUGGCUGGUGCCUUCCUCUCCCCUAAAGAUUGUUUUGUUUUUGGUUCAGAGUUCCGCAAGCGUGUCGGAAUGUGAGGACUCGUUCGACUACG
Messenger RNA from Hordeum vulgare subsp. vulgare (domesticated barley), 605 nucleotides. RefSeq lists its product as uncharacterized. Lineage: Eukaryota; Viridiplantae; Streptophyta; Magnoliopsida; Poales; Poaceae. The transcript is spliced from 5 exons. Bases 169 to 588 code for a protein of 139 amino acids. The record is from RefSeq and is a predicted model, not a curated record.